AGGUGAAGGAAGGGGCGGGCGCUGGGCGCGGCGAGCGCCGUGCGGGGCCGGGCUCUGCCCGGAGCGGGGCUGAGCGGCCGCCCGCGGAGCCGAGCCGGAGCCGAGCCGAGGUCACCUGGCAGGAUUAAUUCUGAUGCGUGGUUAUUCACAUUUUCAUAGGACUGCCUUACCUAGCAGGUGAAGGAUUCAGAACGAUGGCCUCAGAAGAACAGGUCUGGCCAGUCCCAAUGAAGGCAAUUGGAGCACAAAACCUUUUGACAAUGCCUGGAGGAGUGACCAAAUCAGGAUAUCUUCAUAAAAAAGGAGGCACCCAGCUGCAGAUCUUGAAAUGGCCACUGAGAUUCGUGAUUAUCCAUGAGGGAUGUAUUUACUAUUUUAAGAGCAGCACAUCUGCAUCUCCACAGGGUGCAUUUUCUUUGAAUGGUUACAACAGGGUUAUGCGGGCAGCUGAGGAGACGACAUCAAGCAAUGUGUUUCCUUUCAAGUUAGUUCACAUUAGCAAGAAGCACAGGACGUGGUUUUUUUCUGCUUCAUCUGAAGAUGAAAGAAAGAAUUGGAUGCUAUCCCUGAGGAGGGAAAUCGAUCACUACCAUGAUAAGAAAGAAACAAUAACAGAAUUCAGUGACUCUGGUUCUGAUGCAGACAGUUUCUACGGCUCAGUAGAACGUCCCAUUGAUAUCAAGUAUUCUCACCACUCAGCAGAUAAUGAAGAUUACGACCAGGAGGAAGAGGAUGAGUCUUACUUACAACCAGAUACUUCAGACAUAGUGAAAGAUGAUAUCAUGGUGCUGCCCCCAGCCUACCCACCUCCACCAGUUCCUCAUGUCAGAAAAGCUGCCUACUCAGAAUCAAGGUCACAUUCUUUUGCUGGCAAAUCUGCUGGACCAGCACCACCACCACCUCCUAAAAGAAGCCUACCUGACAUCAAACCAGAGGAUCUCUUCAAUGUGAGAGAACCCCGAGCUGAAUCUAAUCUAAAGAUUCAAUCCUCAAACUGGAGACCAAGUGAACAGCCACCCCCUGUGCCCCCCUUACCUCUUUUCAAAAAGCCCAUGUGUAGCAAAGAACCUUGCUCACUGCCUCCAGAACCUCUUCCUCUAUCACACGUUCUCAACACUCCAGAAGGAUGUGAGAAGCUAAAAACUCUAAACCUUUCACCACGAACUCCUCCUCCACUGCCAAGCAGUAAACCCAAGUUGUCCCAGUUAACUGAAAGAACAGUAGAGAGCAAGGUGCCAAAAGAGCACGGUAAACCUGGACUGUUUGUGCCACCAGUGCUUCCAAAACCACCUGUGCCAGCCCACCAGCAUCCUGGAUUCAAACCUAGGCCAGAGAAGCCUUCAGGCCCCCAGUUACAGAGAUCACCACCAGAUGGGCAGAGUUUUAGAAGCUUCUCAUUCGAAAAACCAGCAGUGCCCUCCAAGCCAAACCAAGCGAGUGAUGAUUCUGAUGGCGACUACGAAAAAGUUGGGCUGCCUACUUCAGUAUUUCUUAAUACCUCAGAAUCCUUCGAAGUUGAAAGGACAUUCAAAGCUACUAGCCCAAGGGGACAGCCACAAAAUGGAUUAUACUGCAUUAGGAACUCAUCUACAAAGGCUGGAAAGGUAUUGGUUGUAUGGGAUCAAUCUGCAGAAAAAGUGAGAAACUACAGAAUAUUUGAAAAGGAAUGCAAGUUUUACCUGGAUGCAGACAUCAUGUUUCUGAACAUGGGAAGUCUGGUUGAAUACUACAGCACUCACGUCUUACCUAGUCAUGACAGCCUGAUUCUUCGGUGUCCUUAUGGUUACUCUAAACCAAGGUGAUGUGGCUGGCAUAAUUCACAGAUGCGGAGGGAAAACAGGUUCCUUACUGCCCUUGAAUUAAUUGUGAACUCCUACCACACCUGAACUUCCGGUUGUUUGCACACAGAAACUGAGUCCGUUUCAACCACUUUUUCUCACAUGAACUAGGACUCCAUUUAAUGAACUCUUUAAAACUUUGCAAUCCAGAUCAGUGGAUUUGAUCACCACUUGCAGAAAGAAUUGAACUGACUUUUCUGUGAAGUCCAUCCGGGACUCGUAAACCUUUUAUAAAACUGCUGCUAUUAAGAAUCUCCUUGAAAUGUGGAGGACAACAAUGUCCACAUGAACAAAGAAGUGUUGUGAACGCAACCCAUGUGGAAACGGUAAACUUCUGAAAGUACAUCAGAAUUAAUUUGUGACGGGGAAUACUAAUAUUCUGACUUGAAGGUAUUAUUCCUUAAGUCAGCACCGGUGCUUAACUGAGAGUUUUUUGUAUUACUUGUAUAGUUGUGUAAAUAAUGAGACUUUUGUGCAAAUAAUUUGGUUUACUACAGGUAAAGAUGAUCAGGAAAUGCAGCUUGUUUUAAGCCACCUCAUACCUAAAUGUAACUUCUGAUUACAAUGUCUGCAGUGAUCAAUUGGGGUACUGUCCAACUGAUAAGUUUGUGGCAUCCCACAUAUUACUUAAUUCUGAACACUUGAGAUAGGCUUGGAAUAAUACUGAUUUGGCUUUAUAGGAGUCCCAUUCCUUAUUUCUGAACCAGAAAGGUAGCUGUCUAAUAUUUUAAUGGCUGUGAGAAAGAUAAAAUAUCACUAUGCAGUUCGUAGUUGUGUGGAAAAAUAAAAAGUUUUUAACUUACUAUCAGCACUGUCAAUGAUAAGUGUUAGCAGGGUGCUUGUAAUUUUAAUUCCCACAUACUCUGGAGACAGGUGUCUUAAAAACAAGGCUUGAUAGUCAUGCUGAAAUUGCCCUACCCCUGAAUUUUAAUAAAGAGGAGAAAGCUGUUUUAAUGACCUGUGAAAAUAACUUUGUUAAUUCAAAAGGACUGUCAAAAUGAUCUUAUUUCUAUUAAUGUUCGAGACUCGUUUUAAAAAAAUGCUGUAAAUCAUAAAACAGGAGAAGUUAUCUGGUUUCUGUCAGUCGGAAUGCAGAUGCAUAAAAUUCACUUUUCUGUUGCCUUUACAAAGUUUAUACGUGCCAGUUUUAAUCUCAUUACAAUUAAAUGGUGACAGCUUUAAAAACGUAAAAUUUUUACAGAAUAAUAAUUUUUGUUUAUGAAAACAAUAAAAUAGAAUUUAAUCCCUAAGGGAUUUCUCUUUUGUAAUAAGAUGUAAUAAUAGGAUACACAGAGCCAGCCGUUGUUGCCUCGGUUCCUAUCUUUUGUCUGAGACAGACAUACACAAUAUCAGUCGUAUGAUUUCUGGUCCCACUAUAAUAGGUUUUGUGAGCAUCAAUUAAAGAAUGUGCAGUACUUAAAUUUCAGAUCGUUGGAUACUGGAUAUUUUAAGUUUGCAGUUCCUUUUAUAUUCAGUGAGUGUCCCUGUGGUUCACUACUCUGAUGUGAUCCACUCUGUAAAGCAAGCUCAUCUAACAAAGCACAUAAAAAAUGUUGGCUUUUUAAAAUGUGUGUAUCUGUAUUUUAGGCAAAGUCUAGUUUCUUACAGUAUUUAUAAGUACUGUUUACAGAGUAAAUUGUUCUCUUUCUGGGAAUAACUGACUUCACUGCAUUGUGACAGUCGUAAUUAUAAUAUGCUAUUUUUGGGGCCUGAUUCAGGUAUUUAAUUUUUUUGCAAUCAGAUAACUCUCAAAAUUUUUCAACAGUAAAAAUACCUAUGUAAUCCAGUACAUAUAAAACAACACUGUCUUUACCUGUAUAAUAGAAGACUUGCAAAUAUGUAAAUGUUAAUUUCCUUUUUUAUACAAAUGUAUGUAUUUCUGAAGAAGAUAAACUUCUAAUGCCAAUUCACCUAA
Messenger RNA from Oxyura jamaicensis (ruddy duck), 3753 nucleotides. RefSeq names its product SH3 domain binding protein 2 (gene SH3BP2). The coding region runs from base 195 to 1802 and encodes 535 amino acids. Gene Ontology annotation, molecular function: SH3 domain binding. Lineage: Eukaryota; Metazoa; Chordata; Aves; Anseriformes; Anatidae. The record is from RefSeq and is a predicted model, not a curated record. Gene Ontology annotation, biological process: signal transduction. The transcript is spliced from 14 exons.